GGAGCCCGCCGGUGUUUGCCACCAGCGGUGGAGGCGGCGCCGGUUUCCGGGUUCGUAGUAAAGCAACAGCAGAGCCCGGCUGGAGGAAAGCAAGCGGACAAUGGGGCACUUCAUGAACCAGCUUCGACCAGGGAUGGUGGCCACAAAGAUCCACUGAUUGAGAAUCAAUCUGAUCCAGGGAUUUUUCCCUCCGAUUUCAUCAGGAAAGAUGGACUGAAGCAGGCCAAAGCAAGAAAGUGAAGUUAUCCAAAUACUACUGCAGUAUUUUAGCAAUGGAGAAAAAUGACAGUAUUGUCCCCAGUAUAACUCAACUGGAACAUUUUUUAACAGAGCAUAACUCGAAUGUUGUUUGGCUCCUUGUUGCUACAAUUUUGUCGUGUGGAUGGAUUAUUUACCUAACUUAUUAUAAUUCCCGGAACAUUGGACUGAUUUUAACAUUAGUUCUCAACAGAUUACAUAAAAAUGGCUACAUCCAUAUUGGUUCCUUUUCGUUCUCUGUCCUGUCUGGAAAAAUCAUGGUUCGUGAAAUUUAUUACAUUACAGAAGACAUGUCAAUCAGAAUACAAGAUGGGUUCAUUAUAUUUCGUUGGUGGAAGAUGUACAAUCCAAAGCAAAAACAGCAUGAUCCAAAGGCUGAAACAAGAUUGUAUAUCAUGGUAAAUGAUUUUGAGUUCCAUGUCUACAACCGAUCAGACCUUUAUGGUCAGCUUCAGGAAUUAUUUGGUUUAGACCCAACCAUAAUUCCUCCAAAGAAAGAGGAUGAGAAAACAUGGGAAAAUGGAAGAGAGCAAGCACACACAAAUCUUGAAAGUGUUAAAGUAAAAAGUGAGUCUCAAGACCCUUCAUCAUCAUGGAGAUCUCUUAUUCCUGUAAUCAAGGUCAAUGUUAGCACUGGUCGUUUGGCCUUUGGGAACCAUUAUCAGCCUCAGACCCUCUGCAUUAAUUUUGACGAUGCUUUCUUGACUUACACUACUAAGCCACCAUCAAGUCACCUUGAUCAGUUUAUGCACAUUGUGAAAGGGAAGUUGGAAAAUGUGAGGGUCAUGCUUGUCCCAAGUCCAAGAUAUGUUGGACUCCAAAAUGAUGAACCACCAAGAUUGAUGGGAGAAGGCUUUGUUGUGAUGCAGUCGAAUGAUGUUGAUAUCUAUUAUUACAUGGAUGAACCAGGUCUUGUCCCUGAAGAAACAGAAGAAAGUAAUGAGGAAGAAGCAAGCAAUGAAGAUAGUAAAUUGCAAGAUCUCCCCCCAUGUUGGGGACUAGAUAUAGUUUGUGGCAAAGGAACAGAUUUCAAUUAUGGUCCAUGGGCUGAUAGACAAAGGGACUGUUUGUGGAAAUUCUUUUUCCCACCAGAUUAUCAAGUCAUGAAAGUUUCAGAAGUUCCACAGGCUGGGAAGCCAAGGCAAAUCCUUGCUUUUGAGCUCCGUAUGAAUAUAAUUGCAGAUGCAACUAUUGAUUUGCUCUUCACAAAAAAUAGGGAAACUAAUGCUGUACAUGUAAAUGUUGGAGCAGGCUCUUACUUGGAAGUUAAUAUUCCCAUGACUGUAGCUGAAAAUGGUUACUCUCCCACUAUUAAAGGACAGCUUUUACACAUAGAUGCUACCAGCAGCAUGCAGUAUCGAACUCUCUUAGAGGCAGAAAUGUUAGCUUUUCACAUUAAUGCCUGCUAUCCCCGAAUAUGGAACAUGCCACAGACAUGGCAGUGUGAAGUUGAAGUUUAUAAGGCAACAUACCAUUUCAUCUUUGCUCAAAAAAGCUUUUUCACAGAUUUGAUUCAGGAUUGGUCGAGUGACAGCGCUCCUGAUAUUUUCUCAUUUGUUCCCUAUUCGUGGAAUUUUAAAAUAAUGUUCCAUCAGUUUGAAAUGCUUUGGGCAGCCAAUCAGCACAAUUGGAUUGAUUGUUCCACAAAACAACAAGAAAAUGUUUAUGUGGCAGCCUGUGGGGAAACAUUAAACAUCAUUUUCUCUUUGCCUUUUACUGACUUUGUUCCAAGCACAUGCAGUACAAGAUUCUCUUUAAGGGGAGAAGGUCUUGAUCUUCACUUGCUUCUACCUGACUGCCAUCCUAGUAAAUAUUCUCUCUUUAUGCUGGUGAAAGAUUGUCAUUCUAACAAACUGAAUCCAGAGUCUUGUGUUUCUGCUGAUAGUCAGAGUGGUCAAAAACAAAGCAAAUUAAGGUGGAGGAACGUAACUCAAGAAGAGGCUGGCUGGGUUGAAUGCUGGACUGUGCCAAGUGUAAUGCUCACAAUUGAUUAUGUGUGGCAUCCAAUUUAUCCUCAGAAAGCUGAUGAACAGUUAAAGCAGUCAUUGUCAGAAAUGGAAGAGUCAGUCUUGUCUGCAUUGAGGCCAUCACAAAAGAUGACAGAUAAGGGCAUAUCUCCUUCAGGUUCUUCCCGUCAACCUGUUGAUCCCUCAGAACUGCCACCUGACAAGCUCCGGGUAGAACUGGAGCUCUCCCCAGACUCCCAGAUGACUCUGUAUGGACCUCUUUUGAAAGCCUUCCUUUCUAUAAAGGAAAAUUAUUUUGGUGAAGAUGAUAUGUACACCGAUUUUGAGGAGGUUAUUUCAAGCCCAGUAUUGUCCAUGUCAACCUCUUCAAGUUCUGGAUGGACUGCAGUAGGAGUGGAUGCUGACAAAAGGGAGAAUGACACAUCAGGCAGACAGGCUCACCCUCUUACUCUGCGUCCAUGGGACAUUACUGUGCUUGUUAAUGUGUACAAAGUACACGGGCGGCUGCCGGUGCACUGUGGCAGCGAUGGCCCUGAAUGUCCUACAGGCUUUCUGGAAAGGCUAUGUUUUGAGAUGAAGAAAGGAUACAAAGAAACUAUGUUACAGCUUGUAUUGUCACCAAUGAAUUUAUUCUUGAAUGACAAUUAUCAGAGGCCAACUGCAGAUGAAGUGCUUCGAGAGGGUCAUUUGAGCCUUUCUGGUCUGCAGCUCCGGGCUCAUGCCAUGUUCUCAGCAGAAGGGUUGCCUCUGGGAACUGACUCCUUAGAAUAUGCUUGGCUGAUUGAUGUUCAAGCUGGAAGCCUUUCAGCUAAGGUUACAGUUCCACAGCUUGCAUGCCUGCUUGAGUGGGGACAAACGUUUGUGUUUCAUGUGGUAUGCCGUGAAUUUGAACUGGAAAGACCAAAGUCUGUAAUCAUAUGUCAGCAUGGAAUUGAUCGCCGCUUCUGUGAAGCUAAGAUAAGUUGCAUUUCUGGCCCUUGUCCAACAUCUGAUGAAUUGAAGUACACAAUGACUCGCCUGGCAGUAGAUGGGGCAGAUAUAUUCAUUGUAGAACAUGGUUGCGCCACAAAUGUAAAGAUGGGUGCUGUGCGCAUUGCCAACUGUAACCUCCACAAUCAGUCUGUUGGCGAGGGGAUAAGUGCUGCCAUCCAAGACCUUCAACUUAGGCAAUACAUUGAGCAAGCAAACAAUUGCCGGAUUGGUCUUCAACCAACAGUGUUGCGGAGGGCAUAUUGGCUGGAAGCAGGGUCAGUCAAUUUGGGCCUUAUCACCGCUGAUAUUGCCUUGGCAGCUGAUCAUCAUUCUAAGCAUGAAGCACAGAGGCAUUUUUUGGAAACUCAUGACAGCAGGACCAAAAGAUUAUGGUUUUUAUGGCCAGAUGAUAAUAUAAAGAACAAGAGAAGCAAGAACAAGUGUGGCUGUCUUGGCGGCUGUAGGUUUUUUGGUGGCACAGUUUCAGGAUUAGACUUCUUCAAACUUGAAGAGUUGACGCCAUCAAGUAGUUCUGCUUUUUCAAGUACAAGCGCAGAAUCGGAUAUGUUUUAUGGACAAUCUUUGCUACAGCCGGGAGAAUGGAUUAUCACCAAAGAGCUUCCCAAAAUUGUAGAUGGUAAAGCAAAUAGUGUUAAAAGGAAGGAAUGGGAGUGCCGAUCUGUAGGAAUGGAAUCGGAAAGAAAAUCUCAGCACCUGAACUUGCAAGUGCCGCUGCGUUCUCAUAGCUCCUCCUCGUCUUCAGAAGAGAACAGUAGUUCUAGUGCUGCACUCCCCUUGCUUGGAGGUGAUAGGGAAAGCCCUUCUUCUGCGGCUGAAGACCACGUAGGGCAAAAAGAAUUCUUGGUAACUUCCAAAAGAGAAGAUAUCCAUGGAAGUAUUGCUGGAGCGGACGGUUUGGAAAAUAGCCCUGUAUCUCCUAACCCUCAAGAGAGGCCUGUUGGACAGUCUCCCCUUAGAUCGCCUUUGAAACGGCAAGCGUCAGUAUGCUCUACACGACUCGGGAGUACUAAAAGUCUUACAGCAGCUUUCUAUGGAGACAAGCCUGUUCCAGCUGGUGUGCAGUUCAGCAGUGAUGUCUCCCGCAGCGAUGAAAAUGUCUUAGAUUCCCCAAAGCAGAGGAGAAGCUUUGGUUCUUUCCCAUACACACCUUCUGCAGACUCAAAUUCAUUUCAUCAGUAUCGUUCCAUGGACUCUAGCAUGUCAGUGGCUGAUAGUGAAGCCUACUUUUCUGCAGCUGAAGACUUUGAACCUAUAAGCAGCGAUGAAGGCCCGGGAACCUAUCCUGGGAGAAAAAAGAAGAGGAAGCAAGCCAAAAUAGACUAUGGACGGGGCUCAAUUUAUCACAGUGUAGAAGGACCCUUAACUACUACUUUGCAUGGAGAAGUUAGUCAGGAUCCAAAAACAUUACCAAUAAAAACACAUCCCUCUCAGGCUUCAUUUGUUUCUGCUUUGGGAGGAGAAGAUGAACUUGUAGAGCAUUUAUAUGUUGUAGAAACUGAGAAGGCUUCUGAGAAUGAACAAAUCACUUCCCAGCAACCUGUAAUGAACUGCUAUCAAAGCUACCUUACUCAGUAUCAGGUGGUUAACUGGUCAGUAAAACAUCCAACAAAUAAAAGAACAUCUAAAUCGUCCUUACAUCGGCCAUUAGACCUUGACACGCCAACUAGUGAGGAAAGCUCCUCAUCAUUUGAACAGCUUUCAGUCCCAACCUUUAAGAUUGUGAAACAAGGCCUCACAGCUAAUGCUCUACUGGAUCGAGGUAUGCAGCUUACAGGAUCAACAUCUAAUACCCCAUAUACUCCUUUGGACAAAAAAAUCCUCGAUAAUACAGAUGAUGAAACAAUAACAGAAGAAUGGACUCUUGAUCACCCAGUGUCUCAGACCAGAACAACAGCUAUUGUGGAAAUAAAAGGACCAGUGGAUGUAGUUCUCACUCCUCUUGUAGCAGAAGCUUUAGACAGGUAUAUAGAGGCAAUGGUUCACUGUGCCAGCACAUGCCACCCAGCAGCUAUUGUGGAUGAUCUGCAUUGUAAAGUCCUCAGAGAAGCUGUACAGAACAGGAAAACAACUUAUUCUGAAAACCUGUCUUCAAAGCAAGAUGUUAGAGGAACGAAAAUAGAAACCCCUGCUACAGGAACAACUCAAAUAAAAACACAAACAAAUCUUUCUGCUAAGCAGGAAAAUGUGACUAUUAAAGGACUUCAAGCCAAUGUUACACUACCCAAGGUAAAUCUAUGUUUACUGCAAGCAUCAGUGGAAGAGUCAUCAGGCACAGCCACAGGCAAAAGUGUAACCCACGUUUCUUUAGUGGCGUUGUGUUUUGAUAGAAUUGCUACACAGCUUCGUAUGAACAGGGGUAUAGUUGAAGAGAAUCCAAAUAGUGCAGAAACUAGAACGAGUUCUGUAACUUUUGAGAAGUACAUCCAUAGCAGUAAAAUGCAGCCCCAGUCCUCUGGAUCCCUGAGAUCAAAUGUGGGAGCAGAGAAAGGGAAAGAAAUUGCAGCUAAGCUCAAUAUUCACCGCAUUCAUGGGCAGCUCAGAGGCCUUGAUACAACAGAUAUUGGGACAUGUGCGAUAACAGCCAUUCCUUUCGAAAAAUCAAAAGUUCUUUUCACCUUGGAGGAGCUGGAUGACUUUUCUUUUGUAGAUGAAACUGAUCACCAGGCAGGGCCAGAUGUCACACGAAUAGGUCCUAGCCAAGAGAAGUGGGGCUGGAUCAUGUUUGAAUGUGGAAUUGAAAAUCUGACAAUUAAAGGUGGUAGACAGUCUGGUGCUGUUUUAUAUAACACAUUUGGGAUCCUGGGAAAAUCGGCAGCCACAGAGAGGGGUGGAUUACUCGCUUCAAACAAUUCUUCGGACUCUCCAACUGGCAGCGGUUACAAUACUGAUGUGUCUGAAGAGAACCUCCCAUGUGAUCAAAUAAGUGCUACUUCAGACACUCAUCCAAAUUCAGUUUCAGAUGAGCAGGACGAAGGGGUUGAAUCUGAUGAUCUGAAAAAAGAUAAUCCUUUAAGGCCUCCCCCAGCCGAUUCUUGUAGCAUGAAACUAACCAUCAAAGAGAUUUGGUUCAGUUUUGCUGCUCCCACAAAUGUGCGUUCACCUGCCCAUAAAUUUUCAAGGCAGCUGAACCUUCUAAGCACUGCAACACCUGCUGUUGGUGCUUGGCUUCUCCCUAUUGAUCAAGUGAAGUCCUCUUUAAACAAAUUAGACACAGAAGGAACUCUACGAGUUUGUGCUGUCAUGGGCUGUAUAAUGACAGAAGCAUUAGAGAACAAAAGUGUGCAUUUUCCACUGAGGAGCAAGUACAACAGGCUCACUAAACUUGCUCGUUAUCUUCAAGAAAACCCUUCCUGUUUGCUCUGUAAUAUAUUGCACCACUAUCUCCAUCAAGCAAAUUAUUCCAUUAUUGAAGAUGCAACUAUGAGUGAUGGCCUUCCUGCUCUGGUGACAUUAAAGAAAGGACUCAUAGCACUCGCUAGGCAGUGGAUGAAAUUCAUUGUGGUAACGCCAGCCUUCAAAGGAGUGAGCUUACAUAGGCCCACUCAGCCAAUGAAACCCCCCUCAACUGUAGCCCAUGAGCAAGAGGAUGGUUUUGGCUUAGACAAUGGAGGUGGUCUUCAAAGUGACACAAGUGCUGAUGGUGCAGAGUUUGAGUUUGAUGCAGCCACUGUCAGUGAACAUACAAUGCUUCUGGAAGGAUCUGGUACUCGGGCCCCACCUGCUGGGGUUUCUUCUGGACCUGUGACCGGGGCUGAGAUUAUGAGAAAACUAUCCAAGACUCAUACUCAUAGUGAUUCUGGUCUUAAAAUAAAGGGUAUCCAUCCGUAUCAUUCUCUGAGCUACACCAGUGGAGAUACAGUUACUGACUCACCGGUGCAUGCUGGUCGCUCUGGACUUCCCAUCAAAGAAAGUCCAAGAAAGGAGAGUCUACUCAGCUACUUGACAGGAAGCUUUCCUAGCCUCCACAAUCUCUUGGAAGGAACACCUCAGAGAAGCUCUACGGCCCCUAAAAGUAGUUCCUUAACAAGAGCAGUGAACACUAUGCCCUCGGAAAUAUUAUCUGAACAUCCAUUGUUAUCGGAGCCAUCGUCCGUAAGCUUUUAUAACUGGAUGUCAAAUGCUGUAGGCAACAGAGGAAGUGUAGUUCAAGAGUCUCCGGUCACCAAAUCUGGACACAAUAGUCUCCCAACAGGUGUGGCCCCAAAUCUGCCAACUAUACCUUCAGCAUCUGACUUCAAUACAGUACUGUCCAGUGAUCAGAAUACAUUGGAUGGGACUCAUUCACAACACAGUACUAGUCAAGAUGACAUCGCUUGUAUUGAGGAGGGCAACCAGGGAUUCCCUGCAGUUCAGCUUGCAGAUGCCCAGGUUGUUUUCAAGCCUCUUCUGAGCCACACAGGCAUUCAAUCUCAGGAUGCAGUACCAUUGUGUUACAGGAUGUACUUUGGAGAACAUCUUUCAUUCUCAGGGACACUGGAUUGCCUCAGGGCAGACAUUGUUGAUUCAGAUACAGCAAAGGAAAGAAGAAGCAAAAGAGCAAGAAGGCAAGGAGCUGUCAAUCUUCCUCCACUUGAAUUCAAACCAGCAUUAAUGUUGGAAACCUUCAGCAUCAGUGCUGUGAUAAUGGAGAAGUCCGUGUGCACCCCUCAAAACUCUACCAGUGCACUUGCAUUUCAUGACUUUAAUAAGCGUCAUUACAGCACCUUUCACUGUAAUUUUACAAUCUCAUGUCAGUCUAUAAGCCAGCAUGUAGAUAUGGCAUUGGUUCGCCUUAUUCACCAGUUUAGUACCAUGAUAGAUGAUAUCAAAGCUACGCAAACAGACAUCAAACUCAGUAGAUACACAGCGGGAUCGGCCUCUCCCACACCCACAUUUAAAACCCGCAAACACAGAGACUUCCGCUCUUCUGACUUCAGUCGCAGCUCUCGGGGGAGCCUCAACGGUGUAAACAGAAUCAACAAUGCAAAGAACAAACGAUCAAAUAAUGAGAACAAUAAAAAAGAGUCUCGGAACAAAAAUUCACUUGGAAGAUCAGAAAGAAGAACUUCUAAAGUAUCAAGGAAAGGUUCAAAGGAUGUCGAUCAUGUGGCAAUCCAUAUGGAUGAUUCCGACUCAAUUACAGUGUCAGAGCAGAGUGAACCUUCUGCAGAGUGUUGGCAAAACAUGUAUAAAUUGUUGAACUUUUAUUCUCUCAUAUCAGAUCCAACAGGGAUUUUAGAAAAAUCCUCUGAAAAUUUUUACCCAACCGGUGUUCGGAGCCCUACUGAACCUGCCUGUAGGGUUGCCUUUGAGAAUGAGCAGGACAGCAGCAGCUUGAGCAGAACACAGAGGAAACGCAGUCUGGUCAUAUCUGAACCUCAGCAUGUGACCCUAAUCAUUUUUGGAAUAGGCAUGGUGAAUCGCACACAUCUUGAAGCAGAUAUUGGGGGACUCACAAUGGAAUCGGAACUGAAAAGGAUCCAUGGUAGUUUUACACUCAAAGAAAAAAUGAAAGAUAUACUGCAUCAAAAAAUGACUGAGACGUGUGCCACUGCUCAUAUAGGUGGCGUCAAUAUUGUUCUUCUGGAAGGGAUUACGCCAAACAUCCAACUGGAGGAUUUCCCUACAUCACCAACAAGCACAGCCAAACAAGAAUUUCUAACGGUGGUGAAAUGUAGCAUUGCCAAAUCGCAAGCUCUUUAUAGUGCCCAAAGGGGGCUGAAAACAAACAAUGCUGCUGUCUUCAAAGUAGGUGCUAUUAGCAUCAACAUUCCUCAGCAUCCAGCUACACUCCACAGCAUGAUGGUGCGCAGUUCUCACCAGCUUUCAAAACAGAUAUCUGAUCUUAUCAGACAGCCAAGUACAGCUCCACAGCCUGCAAAAGAAGAUAUUGCAACGCCAUUGCCUGCAGAAAAAACCCCUACGAGUGUAAACCAGACACCUAUUGAAACAAACGAAUUCCCUCAGCUCCCUGAAGGUUUGGAGAAGAAGCCAAUUGUCCUUAAAUUCAGUGCUAUGAUUGAUGGAAUUGCAAUUGGAGCAGCACUCUUGCCAUCCUUAAAAGCUGAGUACAAGAUGGGAAGAAUGAGAAGUCAUGGGAUGACAGGUGCACAAACAAGGUUUACAUUUGAGCUGCCAAAUCACAGGUUGCGGUUCACCUCCAAGGUUUCAGCCACUGAUAUGUCUACUAUCCCUCCUUCCGCCAGUCUUAACCUCCCUCCUGUAACAAUGUCAGGGAAAUAUGUAAUGGAGGAACAUGAUACCUAUUCAGAUCACAUAUGGAGCAUAGAUGAACUACCCACUAAGCAAGGCUACUAUCUCCAGGGAAACUAUUUGCGUUGUGUUGCUGAGGUUGGAUCCUUUGAGCAUAAUCUUACAACAGAGCUUUUGAACCAUCUGGUCUUUGUACAGAAAGUGUUUAUGAAAGAGGUCAAUGAAGUAAUUCAGAAAGUCUCAGGAGGAGAGCAGCCAAUUCCUCUUUGGAAUGAACAUGAUGGAACAACUUAUGGUGAAAAGCCAAAGAUCCUCCUUUAUUCUUUGAGUCUGCAGUUUAAGGGUAUCCAGGUUACAGCCACAACGCCAUCCAUGAGGGCUGUAAGAUUUGAAACAGGGCUAAUAGAACUGGAGCUGUCAAACAGAAUACAAACCAAAGCCAUGCCUGGUAGUACCAGCUACCUGAAACUCUUUGGUAAAUGCCAAGUUGACUUAAAUCUGGCAUUAGGACAAAUUGUUAAACAUCAGGUUUAUGAAGAAGCUGGAUCAGACUUCCAUCAGGUUGCUUACUUUAAGACCAGAAUUGGAUUAAGGAAUGCCCUCAGAGAGGAAAUCAGUGGUUCAUCAGAUCGAGAAGCUGUGCUCAUCACUUUGAACAGACCAAUCGUUUUUGCUCAACCUGUGGCUUUUGAUAGAGCUGUGCUUUUCUGGCUGAACUACAAGGCUGCUUAUGACAACUGGAAUGAACAGAGAAUGGCCUUGAAUAAAGAUAUUCAUAUGGCCACAAAGGAGAUAGUUGAUAUGCUGCCCGGCAUCCAGCAAACAUCUGCUCAAGCUUUUGGAACACUCUUCCUCCAGCUAACAGUUAAUGACUUGGGGAUUUGCCUGCCCAUCACAAACACACCACAGAUUCAGAGGCAGGGGCACAAGAUUAAUUUUGGGGGACAGAAAGAAAAACAGAAUUACUGUAGUAAUCAUACAGCUGAUCUAGACACUGGCUCUGCAUUAGUCCUGACUAUUGAAAGCACUUUAAUUACUGCCUGCUCUUCCGAGUCUCUGGUCAGCAAAGGGCAUUUUAAAAACUUCUGUAUCCGUUUUGCUGAUGGCUUUGAAACGAGUUGGGAUGACUGGAAACCAGAAGCACGAGCAGAUCUAGUUAUGAAUGCUUGUGUGGUACCAGAUGGGACUUAUGAAGUAUGUUCAAGGACAACAGGACAAGCAGCUGCGGAAAGCAAUAGUGCGGGAACGUGGACCCUUAAUGUGCUAUGGAAGAUGUGCGGCAUUGAUGUGCACAUGGAUCCUAACAUUGGGAAAAGAUUAAAUGCUCUGGGAAAUACCCUGACGACACUGACAGGAGAAGAGGAUUUAGAUGAUAUUGCUGAUCUUAACUCGGUUAACAUAGCUGACCUAUCCGAUGAAGAUGAAGUUGAUACUAUGUCUCCCACUGUUAGUGUGAAAUCAGAUGGUGGUCCACAAUGUGGAGAUGUUCACAAGCUCACUUUUGGGCAACGGAUUGUCAAUCACCUGCUUGGCUUGAGCCCCAAAAGCCAUCGUUAUUCUGUUCCUGUAGAAUAUCUGACGGGAUCAGCGUCAAGUGAUACUACUAACUCUAACAGUUCUCAUUUAAAAGCGGGCAGGUCUUGCUCAUGGGGACAUGAGAAUGCCGAGUAUCGGAGACAGGGUCCAUCUAGUAACCAAAUUCAAGAGCAACGAGGAAGGAAGUAUGUGAAACGCUUAGUAGAUAUAAGGGAGCUGAAUGAACAAGCCAAAGUAAUUGACGAUCUAAAGAAAUUGGGUGCAAGUGAAGGAACAAUAAAUCAAGAAAUUCAGCGGUAUCAGCAGCUUGAGUCAGUAGCUGUCAAUGACAUUCGCCGAGAUGUUCGCAAAAAACUUCGACGAUCAAGUAUGAGGGCAGCGUCUCUGAAAGACAAGUGGGGACUAGGUUACAAGCCGAGCUAUAAUCGAUCCAAAAGCAUUUCAGCCUCAGGAAGACCACCUCUGAAAAGAAUGGACAGAGCAAGUACCCGGCUUGGAGAAAGUGAAGAUCUUCCAGAAAUACGCGUGGAUGGAGCAUCUCCUGGUCCCAGAGUGACUUUCAAUAUACAGGACACGUUGAAUAAAACAGUUUUGGGGAUUGCACAACAAUCCAGCAGCCCAGGGGAAGGGUAUUUUCAGUUUCCUGAAGAGACAGAAUUGGAUCUUAUGUCAGUAACCAUUGAUGGUCCAUCCCAUUACUCAUCCAAUAGUGAAGGAUCAUGCACAGUAUUCAAUUCACCCAAAACUCCAGCUGUCUUCUCACCAAGCGUUCCCUUCCAGCCUGAAGAAGGAAGACGAGAUGACAGCUUGUCUUCAACGAGUGAGGAUUCUGAAAAAGAGGAAGAUCAUGAAAGAGAGAGGCCUUAUUUUUACCGGAAAGCACAGACUCCAUCUCGUAAAAAAGCGACCGGCUUUGCUGCUGUCCACCAGCUGUUUACUGAACGGUGGCCAACAUCUCCAGCCAACAGAAGUGUGACUGGAACGACUACAGAGAGGAAUAUUGACUUUGAACUUGAUGUGAGAGUUGAAAUCGACUGUGGGAAAUGUGUACUGCAUCCGACAACACUUCAACAAGAACACGAUGACAUAAGUUUAAGACGGAGCUACGAUCGCAGUUCCAGAAGUUUAGAUCAAGAGUCUCCUUCCAAAAAAAAGAAAUUUCAAACUAAUUACGCCUCUACUACUCACUUACUGGCUGGAAAGAAAGUGCCAUCAUCUCUGCAGACAAAGUCCAGUGACUUGGAAACAACAGUAUUUUACAUUCCUGGUGUAGAUGUAAAGCUACAUUAUAAUUCGAAGAUGUUAAAGACUGAGUCACCAAAUACUUCCAGAGGGUCAUCUCUGCCAAGGACCCUUUCCAAAGAAUCCAAGUUGUACGGUAUGAAAGAUACUGUCAUGCCUCCUCUUCCUCCUCCUCACAGCAAGGCUAGAUCUUUACUUCCUCCCCAACCCCCACCUAUUCCAUCAGCCAAAGGAAAAGGAAGUGGUGGUGUAAAAAUGGCAAAAUUAUACGCCUGGGUUGCUCUGCAGUCUUUGCCAGAAGAAAUGGUGAUUAGCCCAUGUUUGCUGGACUUCCUAGAGAAAGCUCUUGAAACAAUUCCUAUCACUCCAAUAGAAAGGAAUUAUACAGUCAGUUCACAGGAUGAGGAUAUGGGACAGUUUGAUAUGCAGGACCCUUUAGAAGAAUCCACAGCCUCCUUAGUGUCUUCAUCAACAUCAGCAUACUCUUCCUUCCCUGUUGAUGUAGUGGUAUAUGUCAGAGUUCAGCCUUCACAAAUCAAGUUCAGCUGCUUACCUGUGUCACGUGUGGAGUGCAUGUUGAAACUUCCCUCCCUUGACCUUGUAUUUUCGUCCAAUCGAGGGGAACUAGAAACUUUAGGUACAACCUUGCCUACAGAAAAUGUUCCUCAAAGCGGGUCAAAGAUGCCUGUUAAAACUAUUUCACCAGGUUCCUCUCCAGGAUUAGGCAGCCCUUUUGGCAGAACGCGGCAUAGCAGCAGCCAGUCAGAUUUGACUGGUUCUAGCAGCAGCUCUUCGGGUCUAAGCUUCACAGCCUGCAUGUCUGAUUUCUCCCUUUAUGUAUUCCAUCCAUAUGGAGCAGGCAAGCAGAAGUCCAGUGUGACUGGCCUCUCUUCUGGAUCAGGAUCCUUAGGAAAUGUAGAUGAAGAACCUUCUUCCGUUACUGGUCGUAAAGAUUCAUUGAGCAUCAAUCUUGAAUUUGUAAAAGUCAGUCUGUCAAGAAUAAGACGUUCAGGGGGACCUACCUUUUUUGAAAGCCAGUCUUCAAGCAAAUCUGCAAACAAGAUGGACACUACAUUAAUAAACAUAUCCGCUGUUUGUGAUAUAGGAUCAGCAUCUUUUAAGUAUGACAUGAGGCGACUGAGUGAGAUUUUAGCAUUUCCAAGAGCUUGGUACAGGAGGAGCAUUGCAAGACGCCUGUUUCUAGGUGACCAAACAAUAAACUUGCCAGUAGCCUCUGGGCCUGGCACACCAGAUUCUGUUGAAGGGGUGAACCAGCACAUGUCUCCAGAAUCAUCACGAAAAGCAUACUGUAGAACAUGGGAGCAGCCAAGUCAGUCUGCUUCAUUUACCCACAUGGCCCAGUCACCAAAUGUUUUCAGUGAACACAGCUCAAGUAACAAUAUGUCCCCUGGAACAACUGCUCAUAACCUAAAAUCUCCAGCUGUUGCAAGAUCCAGGAGUGUGUCAGACUCUUCGGUUCCCCAAAGAGAUAUCCUUUCAAAAACAUCAACUCCAUUUAAUAAGUCAAACAAAACCGGAAGUCAACAAGUGACACCAUGGGAGACACUGGUAGUAUUUGCUAUGAACCUGAAACAAUUAAACGUCCAAAUGAAUAUGAGUAACGUAAUGGGAAAUACAACAUGGACUACUAGUGGUUUGAAAAGCCAGGGUCGUUUAUCUGUGGGCAGUAACAGGGAUCGGGAAAUUAGCAUGUCAGUUGGUCUAGGAAGAUCACAUCUGGAUUCUAGAGGAGGUGUGGUUGGAGGUACCAUAGAUGUUAAUGCCUUGGAGAUGGUUGCUCAUAUUUCAGAACACCCCAACCAGCAGCCAAGUCACAAAAUUCAGAUUACCAUGGGCUCUACUGAAGCACGUGUUGAUUACAUGGGGUCUAGUAUCCUAAUGGGUAUUUUCAGUAAUGCAGACCUUAAGCUACAGGAUGAAUGGAAGGUUAACCUCUACAACACUUUGGAUUCUAGCAUUACUGACAAAAGUGAGAUUUUUGUUCAUGGAGAUUUGAAGUGGGAUAUUUUUCAAGUCAUGAUUUCCAGAUCAACCACACCUGACCUCAUCAAAAUAGGAAUGAAGCUUCAAGAAUUCUUUACCCAGCAGUUUGAUACCAGCAAGAGAGCUUUGUCUACAUGGGGACCUGUUCCUUAUCUUCCCCCAAAGUCUGUAGUCAGUACCGUGGAAAAAAGUUCACAACAACAAUUAUUGGAUGCAGCACAUCAUCGACACUGGCCAGGGGUCCUAAAGGUUGUGUCAGGGUGCCACAUAUCUUUAUUUCAGUUUCCUUUACCGGAAGAUGGGAUGCAGUUUGGAGGCUCUAUGAGCUUACAUGGAAAUCACAUGACAUUAGCAUGUUUCCACGGACCUAAUUUUCGUUCAAAGUCAUGGGCUCUCUUUCAUCUUGAAGAACCUAACAUUGCCUUCUGGACUGAAGCACAAAAGAUUUGGCAAGAAGGUUCUAGUGAGCAUUCGACCUAUGUUGUGCAAACAUUAGACUUCCAUUUGGGUCACAAUACUAUGGUAACAAAACCCUGUGGGGCCCUAGAAAGUCCAAUGGCAACUAUUACCAAAAUAACAAGGAGGCGUCAUGAAAACCCACCACAUGGAGUUGCAAGUGUGAAAGAAUGGUUCAAUUAUGUUACAGCAACCAGGAAUGAAGAGUUAAACCUUCUCCGAAAUGUUGAUGCGAAUAAUGCAGAGAGUAGCACAACUGUGAAAAGUUCCAGCUUAUUGAGUGGAUUCAGAGGAAGCUCCAGUUACAAUCAUGAAACUGAAACUAUAUUUGCAUUACCAAGAAUGCAGCUGGAUUUCAAAUCAAUUCAUGUUCAGCAGCCACAGGAACCUUUAUUACAAGAUGCCAGUGAUAAACCAAAGGUGGAGUGCAGUGUAGUAACAGAAUUCACCGAUCACAUUUGUGUAACUAUGGAUGCUGAACUGAUAAUGUUCCUGCAUGACUUGGUAUCUGCUUACCUUAAAGAGAAGGAAAAAGCCAUUUUCCCACCUCGCAUUUUGUCUAGUCGGCCAGGACAGAAAAGCCCCAUCAGUGUACUUGAUGACAGUUCUGCUGACAAGGACUCAGAAGAAAGUAUUACAUAUACAACUGUAGACUGGAGAGAAUUUAUCUGCAAUACAUGGCAUCUGGAGCCUACGCUUAGAUUGAUCUCCUGGACUGGAAGAAAAAUUGAUCCAGUGGGUGUAGACUAUAUUCUACAGAAGUUAGGCUUCCAUCAUGCAAGAACUACUAUCCCAAAAUGGCUUCAACGUGGAGUCAUGGAUCCGCUGGACAAAGUCCUGUCUGUUCUCAUCAAAAAGCUUGGCACUGCACUACAGGAUGAAAAGGAAAAGAAAGGAAAGGACAAGGAAGAUCAUUAAAACUAUCCUAAAAUGAAGGGUUCUCCCCUUUUUCUGUUUUACAAUUUGUCCAGCUGUAUAACUUCAUGAAUUACACCAAAACAGCUGCUUGGUACUGUAAUAAAAUGAACAAUAUUGUGAAUACCUGUUUACUGUGGGACGUGGUGCCAUUUUGUAUUCAACCUAGCACUGCAUGACCAGUGUUUGUGAAGAAAACUGUAAAGCUGCUGUUUAGCAUUCACCAUUGUAUUAUGUGCAAUAUUCUGCAUCUCUAAGCUACAAAUUAACUGUGAAUUUUCAUAACUUUUACUUGCCAUAACACUGAAAACCCUUUGGGAUAAUGUGAUUCCAUUAAUGACUUUUUCUUGUUCAUGUAGAUUGUAUAAAUUCUAUUUGUAUAUAAUUUAUGGAAUGGUGAUCGCCAUUGUGAGAAAUUGUUUUAAGUUUGUUACCCUUGGAAUAAAAUUUAAUGUCAGA
Anolis sagrei ordinatus is the source of this 16022-nucleotide messenger RNA. It is a transcript of the gene BLTP1, whose product is annotated as bridge-like lipid transfer protein family member 1. NCBI's taxonomy places the organism in Eukaryota, Metazoa, Chordata, Lepidosauria, Squamata, Anolidae. Gene Ontology annotation, biological process: synaptic vesicle endocytosis. The record is from RefSeq and is a predicted model, not a curated record.